AUGGCCAGUUCAGCACCACCAGCCCUAAUCAAGUUCGUCGAUGAAGCACCCUCGUCGGAUCAAAACGUCCGCGACCAUGAACUCGACAUAUCCGAGCGAAAAGCCCAUGCGGCUCGAGUCGCCCACGAAAGAAAAACAAGACAGCCGCCAGGCUCAACCAGCCCCAGUUCUGAGGGUUCAGCUGGCGAUGCUGCUCCCUCCACACGGAAAGGUAUGGUGGUAGCCAAACCCCGCCGUGGCGGGAAUAUACUCGUGUUCGACGAAUCCUCCACAAUCAAGUCCACAUCAAAGAAAGGAUCACCUUCGACGGCAAAGAAAACUUCAACGCAGCCUUCUACAAAGAAAGCAACAACGGCACCAGCAAAGAAGGUCUCGGCCGUUCCGCCGCUUCCAUCUCCUCUCAAGGGAAAUUCAGACCCCUUCGGCGCGCUUGCUAUCUCCGUCACGCCGCAAGUCAGCCAAGUCUUGCAAUUCAUGCACGAUGGGGUCUAUCCCGGACUCUACUUCAAUUCCUUCUUCCGUCGCAUGUACGGAGACGUGCGCGUGACCUCUUGGGAAAGCAGUUCCUGGCUCCCGGCGCAAACCGCACAGGCAGGCUGGCACUACGCGUUAUCCAGUCUCAACGACGAAGGUCUGGCACUGGCUUGCAUUGGCGGCUAUCUCAACAACAUGGCCAUGCUGAUGCCGGAGUCUUCCAAGCGCAAAGCCACGCGUCUCGGCCUCACCAUGAUGACCAAGAGUUCCAUGCUCUUGCGGCGCAAAUUGCAAGACCAGAUGGACCAGGAUCUUGUCAUGGGCACAGCGCUGAUCAACCACAUCUACUGGCUUUUCCGCGCCGCCAUCUUUUCACGAGACGAGGCAUCCAUCACCACUCAUGGCCAGAUGCUCAAUCUGUCAUUGAUGAAAGGGCUUGUCGAUGGCUCGGCAGAUAUUCUAAUGCUGAUCCAGGCCGGGGUAGACGAUGUGGACGUCUGUGCUCGACUCAUGCGUCGGACGUUUAUCCACCCUGCUGCGUUUGCAAAGGUCUGUGCAGGUCUUUGGGCCAUGGCCGAGCCUCUCCUGCCACAUAUCAGACCCGAAGUGUACAGUGACCUGCACCCGAACGUCGAGAUUACGGAACUGCGCGAGAUCUACAACAUCGGGCGACAUCUCGCCGAGUACUCGGAGAAUAAAGUGUCAGAAGAAGAAUGGGGACCCCCGGACAUGAGACGUCUGUCGUUCGCCUGGUUUGUGACCAAGAGCGACUGGUCGAUGAGGAUGUGUCUGUCUCUGAUUCCAGAUCUGAGAGAUGAUCGAUAUGAGCCGCGUCCCGAGACGUCCGGAGUGCGAUUAACACAAGCCGGCCUCGCCCUCGCGACACUGUACUACAUCAGGCGCGUGGGCCAUCAUGCCGUCGUCAACGGCGUCGACUUCCGCGAUGCCUCUGGUCCCAUCAUUGAGCAUAUGAAGGUGGUGAUGGACCAGGUGUAUGCCUCGUGCACCGAGGAAGAGCUUGAGCGGUACGCCGAGGGUCAUUUAUAUAUAUUGUUUGUGGGUGCCUUUUACGAACGACGAGGCACCAAGGCCGACCGACAUUUAGCUGGCAGAUGGUUCCAGCGGCAUCUGGCUGCGCAUGCGGUGAAAUAUGGUUGGCAAAGAUGGACGAACGUGCGACCGAUUCUUCGUCGGUUCCACUACGUCGAGUGGGUACAACCGAAUGGAUCUUUGUGGUAUGAAGAUAUCGUUAAGGAGUUGAGUGCUGGAUAA
Messenger RNA from Rhinocladiella mackenziei CBS 650.93, 1746 nucleotides. RefSeq lists its product as uncharacterized. The record is from RefSeq and is a predicted model, not a curated record. The coding region runs from base 1 to 1746 and encodes 581 amino acids. NCBI's taxonomy places the organism in Eukaryota, Fungi, Ascomycota, Eurotiomycetes, Chaetothyriales, Herpotrichiellaceae. The transcript has a single exon.